AUGGAAGACGACGUUCUAGACAGACUCGGAAAUGGCCAAGGACUUUCUAAAAUAAUUGAAGAUGUCUUCAAAAGACUCCUAGAUGACCCUAGAGUGAAAAACCGCUUCAGAGGCAGAGAUAUUGAGCAAAUUAAGCAAGGAUUUACUGAAUACUUGCAAUCAUUGUUCACAAAGAAUUCUAAUAUGUAUACAGGGCUUCCCUUGUCUGAAAUUUUCGCUGGCUUGGGGAUUACAAAACAUGAAGUUGAUGUAUUUUUCUAUCAUUUAGAAGAGGCCGCAUCUGAUGCAGCGGUUUCUCAUACUACUAUUCAGACUGUUUUAACUACUUUGUCAUCACUGAGGAGUGAAGUAGAAGGAAAAUAA
Blepharisma stoltei is the source of this 363-nucleotide messenger RNA. Lineage: Eukaryota; Ciliophora; Heterotrichea; Heterotrichida; Blepharismidae. The record is from the annotation of a GenBank genome assembly.